AUGGGCCGCAUCUCGGAAUACCUGGUCAUUGGCCGGCACUUGCCGACGGAGAAGGAGCCUGUCCCGGCUCUGUACCGCAUGCGCAUCUUUGCGGCGAACGAGACCAUCGCCAAGUCGCGCUUCUGGUACUUCGUGCGUCAGCUGCGUAAGAUGAAGAAGGCUACCGGUGAGAUUGUCACCGUCAACAAGAUCGAGGAGCGCAAGCCCAACAAGGUGAAGAACUUCGCCAUCUGGCUCCGCUACAACUCGCGCUCGGGUACCCACAACAUGUACAAGGAGUUCCGCGCCCUCAGCCGUGCUGAGGCAGUUGAGCUCAUGUACCAGGACAUGGCUGCCCGUCACCGUGCUCGCUUCGGCAGCAUUCACAUUUUGAAGGUGGCCGAGAUUGAGAAGACGGCUGACAUCCGCCGCCCUUACAUCAAGCAGCUCACUGCCAAGAACCUGCGCUUCCCUCUGCCUCACCGUGCGUCGCGCUCGGCUGGCAUCUACGCUGGCAAGCGCCCCUCGACCUUCUACUAA
This is a messenger RNA of Malassezia sympodialis ATCC 42132, 519 nucleotides long. RefSeq names its product 60S ribosomal protein eL20 (gene RPL20B). NCBI's taxonomy places the organism in Eukaryota, Fungi, Basidiomycota, Malasseziomycetes, Malasseziales, Malasseziaceae. Gene Ontology annotation, molecular function: structural constituent of ribosome. Gene Ontology annotation, cellular component: ribosome. The record is from RefSeq and is a predicted model, not a curated record. Gene Ontology annotation, biological process: translation.